Molecule: messenger RNA, 1065 nt
Organism: Acaromyces ingoldii
Lineage: Eukaryota; Fungi; Basidiomycota; Exobasidiomycetes; Exobasidiales; Cryptobasidiaceae
Exons: 2
Coding region: 1-1065 (354 amino acids)
Source: RefSeq, a predicted model, not a curated record
AUGGCCACCGCCCACGUCGCCUCUUCUAAGGCCGCCUCGUCGGCCGCACUCGUCUCGCGAUCCGUUGCCAAAAAGGUCCUGGCCGUCGAGACGCCAGAAGGAGCCGGCGCCGUUGUUCGACGCAGCAUCGGCACGCCAAAGCUUCGCAACUUCUCUCCGUUCCUCAUGCUCGACCACUUCAAGGUCAGCGAAGGGGCCGGCUUCCCUGACCACCCGCACAGGGGAAUGGUCACAGUGACAUACAUGCUCGAAGGACAAUUCAACCACGAGGACUUUGCUGGCCACGUCGGCCGCCUCGGUCCUGGAGAUCUGCAAUGGAUGUCGGCAGCGAGGGGCAUCAUGCACGCCGAGAUGCCCAUCCACCGUGACGAGGCGGGACGGAAGCUACCGGACCCCGUCGGCCUCCAGCUCUGGAUCGACCUGCCGGCCAAGAACAAAAAGGACCCGCCCACAUACCAGGAGUACCCCAAGGAGCAGGUGCCCACCGCCCUGCCCCGGCCCGACCAGCCGGAGGAGACCGAAGGAAGGGACUGGAGCGUCAAGGUCAUUGCUGGCAGCAGCCACGGCGUGGAGUCGCCUGUCCGGACGCCAGACCAGGGCGCCUGCUGGUACCUCGACGUCACCCUCAAGAAGCCCGGCGCACGCAUCUUCCAGGAAAUCCCCACCGGCUUCAACUCGUUCAUCUACACCAUGGGCCCUGCGCCCAUUCGCGUUGGCACGCCCGAUGCGCCCGGUGCGUCGAAUCCUAUCGAGGCAUCGACGGCCCACGAGGCCUUCCACACCCUCGUCCUGUCCAACAUGGCCAGCAUCUCGGACCCAAAGACGGACCCGGCCUCGGUACCCCAGGAGACGGGCGUCUGGGUCGAGCACGCAGGCACCAAGGAGGGCGAGGAGGCCAGGUUCGUCGUCAUUGCCGGUGAACCGCUCGAUCAGAAAGUCGUCCAACACGGGCCCUUUGUCCUCACAACAAAAGAGGAAGUCUACCAGACACUUUUGGACUUCCAGGGCGCAAAGAAUGGCUUCGAAAGGGCCGCAGGAUGGAAGAGCAAGAUCGGGGGCAGGUAA